ACGAUCAGUUCUCUUCCACCCAUUGGCCCUAGAACGUUCUGUCCGAUCAAUCAGGCAACUGUCCAGGGGGGAACAGAAGCCACAACAUUCGGUGUCCAUCCGCGGGAAAGUGUAGACGUGCCGUAAUAGUAAGUGCAUUACAUCAGCAACUCCGGCUCGCUCAGUGUGCCUACAGCAGCUCAAAUCGGUAUCCACCUGGAAUAACCCAACAGGUUAGCCAGCCGAGAAUCAGUAGCGAACAAACCACGGCGCGGAUCGUAUGCACAUAAUCAUCUUUAUUCUCACGACGCGAUCGCAUUCACGCGGGUGUACAGUCUGUACACACAUAAAACUAACCGGUGGAAAGUGAGGUCUGAGCAAACAAAACAAUAUAAAGUAGUGUGUUGAAAUUGCCGGUGGUGAGACAGCUGGGAAAAGCUUGGUCCAGAAAUCUCGGAAUCCGCUUGCAAAGUGUAUUGUUGGAAUACCGUGCCUCGGACAGUAUUGCUAGCUAACAGGAAACUGAUGUAGAGUGUCAUCACAGUUAACAGUACGUUAGUGAAUGAAGUUUUCACUUUCACGUUGUGGUUAGCUGCCGCCAGCUUUGUUGGAUACGCCCAAAACGGUUGCAAGGAAGCCUUACAGAUCGCACACCAGAAAUGCAUCACACAAGAUUCCAGAUUCGGAUAGCAGACUCCUGCAUAGCCCUGCUCAUACUGCUAGUGAUAGACACCUGCCUGCAGCACGUGACAUCCGAUGAAUGUGUCAGCACAAAGAGCGAUCGUCACCGUACGAUUAUGGAAAAGUACAGAGGCUCUGCCAAUUGGAACGCGAUUCUAACAGAAGACACAUUGCAUCUAAAUGAAAAUCAGACCGAAAUGGACCUUUCCAAGCAAGGCUUCAGUGCGGUCCACUGGCAUCUGAGUAGUAUCGUCGGCGAAGGAUACGAUGUGUACGAACUCGAUAUGUCCUACAAUAACAUCGAUGAGCUGAACGAGCUGACAUUUCUAAAAUUCUAUUCGCUAGAAUCGAUGAAUCUUUCGUACAAUCGAAUAACUGUAGUGCACAAUUUGACCUUCGGUUCGUUGAUUCGUUUGAUGGAUUUAGAUUUGUCUUACAACUUUAUCCACACGAUCGAGAAGGAAGCCUUCAAUCGUCUGUACGGCCUGGAGUCACUGAACCUACGAGAAAACUGUUUGAUUACGCUGAACGAGCAUCAGUUCCAUUUUAAUGAUCACCUUUCUUUAGUACACUUGGAUCACAACCAGCUAUCGUUCCUACCUUCAGUUCUGUUCGAUGUACCGGCCAUGGUUGAGGAACUAUUUGAACUCGAUCUAUCGUUCAACCACUUUCGACGUAUGCCUUAUAUAGAAGCGAAAGAAAUCGGCAUGCUGAAAAUCGACAACAAUCAAAUCAAUAUUUUAUCGGUCAACCGUACCUACAAUGUGCGAGCGUUGGAAGCUCAUCACAACGAUAUUCAGGAUGCUGACCUCUUCCAAUUCAGUUCCGCGGAACACAUCGAUCUAUCACACAAUCAUUUAGACAACAUCGCCGGUUUACACGAAAUGAAUCAACUCGAAUAUUUGGAUCUGUCAUCCAAUAACGUUACAAAGUUUGAUUAUAACUUGAAAUAUUCUAUUCGAAACGUUCCGACGUUGACAACUCUGCGACUUCAAAACUGUAGUCUCACAGAGGAAAACAUGGAGGGUCUGCUAGCUUCGGAAUCCCUGCUGAAUUUAGACCUAUCGCAGAACAGCUUCGUUCACUUGAACAUGAGCCACCUAUCUAAGCUGAAAUCGCUCCAAUAUAUGAGCUUGAACUUCAACUUUCUCCAAGAACUAAUCGAUUACGAGCGUAUGGCAACGCAUUUUCCCUACCUCGAAAUGAUUUCGCUAUCCUUCAACCGAUGGAACUGUUCGUACUUUGACAAAGUAUUGGCCUACCUGAACCAAACCCACAUUCGGACAACAACUGAUCCUCGAGAUUGCUGGAUCAACGGUAGCCACGUGACUGAUUCGGAUGUCCAGGACACAUUCGAGCCGGACUACACCUUGAACCAGGUGAAACGGGAUAUGAACGUUGUAAAGAACCUUGGUCGCAGUAUAACGUACCUAAUGUAUCUCAUGAACUACAACAUGCGUGGAGUGAGCAACCAUACCCAGUUCUUGCUACUGCAGAAUGAUCGAAAGAUGCAACGAAUGGACGUGGAAAUUAGUCACUUAUUCGGGAUGGUUGCUUUCAUGGUGGCAGUAUUCUGUGUCAUGCUGGUGCUUGCGCUAGCCUACGGAUUACGGGUGCUGUACAGGAAAUGGCAAAUGAACCGAUCGGUCAAAGUGGUUACAUACAGUAACAAACGGAACAAUGAGUUCAGCAACGGUGUUGCUGUCAACGAAGUUAUACGUGAUAAUAUUUAAGGUAGUGGUUGUCCCGUGCAUGGAGGGUGCCAUAACUGUACCAAAUGUGAGAAAAGUUUUAACUAAAGUGAUAUUGAUAAAAGAAGUAAAUUUUUUUUUUUAAAUUU
Messenger RNA from Topomyia yanbarensis, 2500 nucleotides. Its product is annotated as toll-like receptor 13. Bases 639 to 2393 code for a protein of 584 amino acids. Gene Ontology annotation, molecular function: protein binding. Lineage: Eukaryota; Metazoa; Arthropoda; Insecta; Diptera; Culicidae. The record is from RefSeq and is a predicted model, not a curated record. The transcript is spliced from 2 exons.